UCUUCACCUAUCUUGCUGUCUCUCUUUCUACUGUUAAAGCUCCGAUUUUCCCCAAAGAAUUUAUUAGUUCUCAUAAUUCAGUUUAGAAAAUUCUUUCAUUUCAUGGUCUGUAGUUCCUCAGUUCCAGAAUUACCAAGUUUCUUAAUAUGAUGAGCAAAUCCAAGGAGUUCUUUCAAAAUCUGUUUAAACCAUUCAAGUUCAACUCAGACAAAGAUUGGCGGAAUGGAGAUGACUUGCAGAAAAUAGCUCAACAAGAGCAAAAGCAUUUCCCUUUCGAGAUUUUAGUUGCUGCCACUAACAAUUUCAGCCAUCAUCAGAAGCUUGGUGAAGGGGGUUUUGGACCUGUUUAUAGGGGGAAACUAGAUGAUGGAAGGGAAAUUGCAGUGAAGAAGCUAUCUCAUAGCUCAAAUCAGGGUAAAAAGGAGUUUGAGAAUGAGGCUAGGUUGCUAGCUCAAGUGCAGCACCGCAAUGUUGUGAACCUUUUAGGUUACUGUGUUCAUGGUCAGGAAAAGCUUUUGGUAUAUGAGUACAUCACCAAUGAGAGUCCAGACAAGAUUCUUUUCAAAUCGAAUAGAAAAUGGGAGCUUGACUGGAUGCGGAGGUAUGAAAUAAUUUCGGGUGUGGCACGGGGCUUACUCUACCUUCAUGAAGACUCGCACAAUCGCAUCAUUCACCGGGAUAUCAAAGCAGGUAAUAUACUACUUGAUGAUAAAUGGAUCCCAAAAAUUGCUGAUUUUGGUAUGGCUCGUCUCUUCCCUGAGGAUCAAACACAUGUCAACACCCGUGUAGCCGGUACCAAUGGAUAUAUGGCACCGGAGUACGUCAUGAACGGACAUCUCUCAGCAAAGGCAGACGUGUUCAGCUUCGGGGUUGUGGUUCUGGAGCUGAUAAGUGGCCAGAGAAACUCAUCGUUCAACUUAGAUGUGAAUGCUCAUAGUCUACUUGAUUGGGCUUAUAAACUUUACAAGAAAGGGAAAAGCAUGGAGUUCAUGGACCCGGUCUUGGCUUCAUCCGCAGUCCCUGAGCAAUUAGCUUCGUGCAUCCAGAUAGGGCUACUAUGCACGCAAGGGGACCCGCAUAUACGGCCCGACAUGAGCCGUGUUGUUAUUUUGCAGUCAAAGAGACCUGGCAGUCUCGAAGAGCCAACGAGACCCGCAGUUCCGGGUACUAGAUACCGAAGAUCCCGCAGGCCUCUUGGAUUCUCUUCCACCACAGCAACGUCAAGUCUUUCGGAUUCCCAUUCAUCUGGAUCAAUCUUUAAUACAAAUACUGCUUCUGCUUCUACAUCAGCUCUUGCAAGCCCCGUGAGAUCAGAUCCGCAUGGAAAGUGCUCAGUUCAGAGUUGAAGUUUUGCGGGAGAUCUUGGGUUAUUCUUUUGUUUUUUUAGCUGACCCUAUUCUCAUAUGUAAUGGGGUAAGAGGAGAUAGGAUAGUAGGCUGCCCCCAACGUCAGGUUGAGAGCAGUUUCCGUGAAAGACCUCCGACAGUAAGAUUUAUGAAUUGAACACCGUGAGUUAUUCUUUUGUGUAUUAUAAUAAUAGAUCUCGGGUUACCAA
This is a messenger RNA of Hibiscus syriacus, 1555 nucleotides long. RefSeq names its product putative receptor-like protein kinase At4g00960. The record is from RefSeq and is a predicted model, not a curated record. Bases 147 to 1346 code for a protein of 399 amino acids. Gene Ontology annotation, biological process: protein phosphorylation. The transcript is spliced from 6 exons. NCBI's taxonomy places the organism in Eukaryota, Viridiplantae, Streptophyta, Magnoliopsida, Malvales, Malvaceae. Gene Ontology annotation, molecular function: protein kinase activity; ATP binding.